AUGACUUUAUGUACACCAAUGGGCCUGAAUCCGCACCCCGAACCUCAAGAUGCUGUGCAGCAGGAGUUCGUCAAAGCCUACUUGGGCUAUCGGAAGGAGCUCCUGAAUUGGAAAUCUGCCACCCGCGGUCUCGAAGAUGACUACGCCUUGCACUGCCGGCCCUUCCAUGACGUGACCAUGGAGUGCGAGAGGAAGUGGCGCUCGGCCAUGCGUAUGUGGGCCGCCCGAGAACCUUUGCCAGCGUGCAUGGUGGGCGUCGUCACGCCGUAUGUGCGUCACCCCAGGCCUCCCCAAAGCUGGAUGGAAUGGCUUUUCUGA
This is a messenger RNA of Symbiodinium sp. CCMP2592, 318 nucleotides long. The record is from the annotation of a GenBank genome assembly. Lineage: Eukaryota; Dinophyceae; Suessiales; Symbiodiniaceae.